Molecule: messenger RNA, 1099 nt
Organism: Malurus melanocephalus (red-backed fairy wren)
Lineage: Eukaryota; Metazoa; Chordata; Aves; Passeriformes; Maluridae
Gene: GLB1L2
Product: galactosidase beta 1 like 2
Exons: 11
Biological process (GO): carbohydrate metabolic process
Cellular component (GO): vacuole
Molecular function (GO): beta-galactosidase activity
Source: RefSeq, a predicted model, not a curated record
UCUCAUCUGGCUUCCUUUUCCAGGUAUUACCCCUGCCUGCUGCCGGUUGUUUCAGAGCCCUGUGAGAAUGCUGUGCUACUCAGGUUUAACUGGAGCGAGCUGACCCCUCUGGGGCUGUGGGGGAGGACUCUGGGCCUGCAGACAGAGAACUCUCAGUUCCUGYUGGAGGGGAUGCCCUUCCGCAUCUUUGGUGGCUCCAUGCACUAUUUCCGAGUGCCCCGCGAGUACUGGGAAGAUCGGAUGCUCAAAAUGAAAGCCUGUGGCUUAAACACYCUCACCACGUAYGUGCCAUGGAACCUGCAUGAAAAGGAAAGAGGGAAGUUUGACUUCAGUAAAAACCUGGAUCUAAGGGCCUUCCUUUCCCUGGCAGCUAAAAAUGGACUGUGGGUGAUUCUGCGCCCUGGACCUUACAUCUGCUCCGAGUGGGACCUUGGGGGUCUGCCCAGCUGGCUGCUGCAGGACCCCGAGAUGCAGCUCAGGACAACCUACAAGGGCUUCACGGAGGCUGUGGAUUCCUAUUUCGACCGCCUGAUGCGUGUGGUUGUCCCUUUCCAGUACAAGAAAGGAGGUCCCAUCAUUGCAGUGCAGGUGGAGAAUGAAUAUGGUUCUUAUGCCAAAGACCCGAACUACAUGACCUAUGUCAAAAUGGCCCUGUUAAACAGAGGGAUUGUGGAGCUGCUGAUGACCUCAGACAACAAGAAUGGRCUGUCCUUUGGCUUGGUGGAAGGAGCUCUGGCCACUGUUAACUUCCAGAAACUGGAGCCUGGGCUGCUGAAAUACCUGGACACAGUACAGAAAGAYCAGCCAAAGAUGGUGAUGGAGUACUGGACUGGGUGGUUUGAUAACUGGGGAGGCCCUCACUAUGUCUUUGAUGCAGAUGAGAUGGUGAACACAGUAGCAAGCAUCCUCAAAACAGGAGCAUCCAUCAACCUCUACAUGUUCCAUGGAGGCACCAACUUUGGGUUCAUGAAUGGUGCWUUGGAAGCUGAUGAGUACAAGUCAGAUGUCACCAGUUAUGAUUAUGAUGCUGUGCUGACAGAGGCUGGAGAUUACACAUCCAAAUUCUUCAAGCUGCGACAGCUCUUCAGCAUGGUCAUUG